Molecule: messenger RNA, 732 nt
Organism: Gadus macrocephalus (Pacific cod)
Lineage: Eukaryota; Metazoa; Chordata; Actinopteri; Gadiformes; Gadidae
Product: cAMP-dependent protein kinase type I-alpha regulatory subunit-like
Source: RefSeq, a predicted model, not a curated record
CUAACAUCCACUGUCUCCAUUCCUUCGCCAGGACAGAAGGCUACAAUGACAUCAGGCAACAUGAGCAGCGAUGAAGAGAGGAGUAUGAGAGAGUGCGAGCAGUACGUGCAGAAACACAACAUCCAGCAGCUGCUGAAGGACUGCAUCGUCCAGCUGUGCACCUCGCGGCCAGACCGGCCAAUGGCUUUCCUCAAAGAGUACUUUGACAGACUGGAAAAGGAGGAGAGCAUGCAGAUGCUGCUGCAGCAGAAGGCCUCGGGCUCCCGCUCGGACUCCCGCUCGGAGGAGGUCCCCCCCAUGAACCCCGUGGUGCGGGGGCGCCGCCGCCGCGGGGCCAUCAGCGCCGAGGUGUACAACGAGGAGGACGCCGCCUCCUACGUCAGAAAGGUCAGCCCCCGCCGCCGCCGCGCCUCACCGCUGUCGGAAACGCACCAGACAUGAGCUGCGUGUCCUCGGAUGCGAUUGGUCAGGCCAGACCUUUGGUCGACUGACGGUCCAAUCAUGUAUGAUGUGUUUGUUGGUAUGUGCGGUUCAGUGAUGCCUCGUUUUGUGUGUCUCUUGCGUCGUUCAAACGCGUGAAGACGAUCUCUUGGCAUGUCAGGGUUUCCCGCAGCUGUCUGUAGGUUUGUCUCUACCAACAGAUUUUACUUUUCACAAUAUGACGACAAUGUCCUCGUCCGUUCAUGUCAGCCUCUGCAUUCAAUUUGACGGAAACUAUAGGCUGCUAUUUGC